ACUGAGGAUGAAAGGUGGGGAGGAAAUGGAGGCGGUCUUGGCAGAGAUGGCAAAAGUGAUUUACUACCUUAUGCUAAUGAAUUUUCAUUUCUUGCUUCUAUGCCAUGCAAGACAGCAGAGGAGAGGUAGAUUCGAGACAGAAAAGUUUUCCUUCUUCAUAGCUUGUUUGUAGAUGUUGCCAUUUGUAGAGCUAUUUCCGCUGUCCAGUUUGUAAUGCGAAUGCCAGAAUUAGCUCAUUCCGCUGUAAGCACUCAGACAAGUUAUACAGAGAGAGUAGGAGAUUUAUGUGUAUCUGUCACAAAAGAUGUUUUAGAUGCUAGCUGCAAAGUAGAUACUGAGAUUGAUGGGGCUCAGGCCACUGAUGUAGACACAGAAAAGUUAAUUGAAAGGAACCUACUGAAGGGGAUCACAGCUGAUGAAAAUACUGCUGCCCAUGACAUUGCCACUCUAGGGUUUGUUAUCAUAAGAUUUUGUGGUCAUAUUGUUACCGUAAAAGUGCGAGGGAGAGAGGAUGAAAAUUUGGGUCCUCCAUUACAAAGCCUUGAACUGCUUGCUCAGCCUGAAGGAGGAGCCAACGCCCUCAACAUAAACAGAUUAAGGUUGAUGGUGCUGUUGUCACGGAUCCCAACACAAUCCUCAGAGCUGGCUCAGAACUCGUCUAUCACUGGCUUCCUUGGAAAGAGCCUCAUGCACCUUACCUCAGUUUGCUGGUGUUCGAUCAAAAAGGGAUAGAGAAGUUGUAUCCAUAGCACUUUGCAUUUUCCGUUUGAUGAUUUACCCCGCUGCAAAUUUAAUGUUCAGCAAGUUGCUGCUGUUGUUUAUCGCUUCAAGCUUUGACAAUGGACUUAUCAAGCUUUAAUAAUGAAUGUACUUCGGUUACCUCA
Molecule: messenger RNA, 884 nt
Organism: Coffea eugenioides
Lineage: Eukaryota; Viridiplantae; Streptophyta; Magnoliopsida; Gentianales; Rubiaceae
Product: protein TSS-like
Exons: 4
Coding region: 214-732 (172 amino acids)
Biological process (GO): organelle organization
Cellular component (GO): cytoplasm
Source: RefSeq, a predicted model, not a curated record